AUUUUCUUUGUUCCGAGUAUUUACUCUACCAUGUCAGACGAGGACGAAAACGAUUUCGGUGAUGAGAAUCACUUUGGGGAAGAGCUUGAGGAAAUGGAAGAAGAAGAUACAAGUUCAAUGUAUUUGCCAACAGCUUUUAUUUUAUUUCGAACGGAACCAACGGCUUAUUUAAUCUACUAGUUUUUUUUUUUUUUUUAUAUAUAAAUCUUAACCGAUUGUGCUUGUUGUCUGUUCACUGAGAUAGCGAUGAUGCUACGGACUUAGAUGUAGAGUACGACAGAGACAGCAAGACCGGUCCAAAUCCUUUCUUUUCACAGGCAUCUAGUACUGCGUUUCUAUUCCGAAACUCAAUUUCUUGUUGACCUAACAUUGUUAGAAGCAAACAACUGAUCGAUCAAUAAAGUAGUGUAUGUUAUAGCUAUCUGAUUGAUUUUGCAACUUUGAUGUCUUUUGGAAAUAAGAAAAAUCUCUGUUUGGGAAGCUAAAGAAACAUGAAUGUGUCUGACUUCUUACACUCUCGUGUGUUAUGGUAGCCGGAAACGAUUUGAAAUCCCUAAAUGUAAAAGACUGCAAAGCGUACCUGAGAAAGCAUGGUCUCAGAUUAUCUGGCACAAAAGCAGUUUUUUUAUUGAGAGAAUUCUUGAGCAUUGGAGGAUAAGAGAUGGGAGGGGAGAAUCACUUUAUCCAAGAUCAUCUUUUGCUAUAAACUGUAAAGGUGAUGUUUGCAAAGGAGACAUUGUUUUGUUUACACAAAUGGUUCAUCACAAGUACGAAAAGAUGAAAGGGAGUGAGGAUAUUAUGGGGAUAAGAACUGUCGCUGGCAAGGUUGUUAAAGAAAGCUACGGUACUGCUAAACAGCAACACACUUUCACUAUUGAAGUCCUUUGGUGCGAGGGGAUGCAGAAAUUGCCUCCGUUGUACCCUUUACUAGUGAAAGGACGGAAUCUCUAUGGGUUACUGACCUUGAGGCAGCGAUGGGCUAAUGAAGAAGACAGGGUAAAGGUUCUUUCUGAAAAACAUUGCCGUGGUGCCGCAGCAAGGAAGGUUAUGAGAGAAAGGAAAAUAAAGUCAGGCUAUGUCCAUAAAGGUGAGAUUCGGUCAUCUUCUUGGUUUUAUACAUCACAUAUACAUUUCUAGAAUAUACGUCGUGUACAGUUGUUACAGAAGAUACUUUAUGGUUGUUCGUCGUCCCACAUCGAUAAUCGUUGAAACCCCAUAAGUAAAUGUACUGGAUUUCGAUUUUUUUAAACAAAAAAUAUGUUAAACAUUACCAUUACA
This is a messenger RNA of Raphanus sativus (radish), 1278 nucleotides long. Its product is annotated as zinc finger CCCH domain-containing protein 62-like. The record is from RefSeq and is a predicted model, not a curated record. Bases 496 to 1137 code for a protein of 213 amino acids. The transcript has 6 exons. Lineage: Eukaryota; Viridiplantae; Streptophyta; Magnoliopsida; Brassicales; Brassicaceae.